GGUGAGCCGGGCCCCGACCGCCGCGUGGCGCCGCCCGGCGGCGCGGAGGGCUCGCGGCAGCCUGGCGCGCCGGCGGCUGUCGGCGGCGCGCAGGCCGCCGGCCAGGAAGCGCCCAUGAGCAACUACGCGUUCUUCGUGAAGUACACCUACUCCAACGAGUGCGCACUGCUGGCCUACAACUUCCACGAGCUGGUGACGAAGCUGAAGAUCUUCGACCACUUCGAGUAUCGGCACGACCACAGGCUGAUCAGCGUGACCCUCGCCUACAUCUUCUACAGGUCUCAGGCGCUAAAGCCCGGCCCUUGCCUCUGGCACCAAUCUCACCAGAACCCAGGCAAGUCGCCCGGCUUGCCUGUCACUCCUGCCAUCCAUGUUGCGGCCGUGUUGGUAUGGAUCGGUCGGUGGCGAGCCCCCCCCUCUGCACUCGGGGCCAGUCUUCUCCUGCUCGGGUCAGCAUCGAUGGCGCCAGCAUGAGUCACGAGCGCUCAUUGCGCGUCUUUCAUGGUCUAGACGCAAGUCCCAGUGUAGAAGCCGUUCGACACGUACUGGAGGCAGGCCGCGAAACGCA
Prorocentrum cordatum is the source of this 568-nucleotide messenger RNA. The record is from the annotation of a GenBank genome assembly. NCBI's taxonomy places the organism in Eukaryota, Dinophyceae, Prorocentrales, Prorocentraceae.